AUGGAAGGUACAAGUGAUCGUGCAGCUGGAUCAACAAGUCACCCUCCGUUUCUUGAUGACAAAACAAACUAUGUAGCAUGGAAGGCUAAGAUGAAAGAUUUUUUAUGGGCAAAGGAUGUAGCUGUAUGGGUUGUUAUUGAAAGUGGUUGGGAGUAUCCAACUAAGACUGAAAAGGUAGAUAUAAAAGAGACUGGAGAGGGUAGUUCUACUGUUGAAGCCAAAGUUAAGAAUCCUAUGAGUGAAUGGACUGCAGAUGAGAACACCAAGAGCACUACAGCUAUCCGAGAAUCUAAGCUUCAGCAACUUAUCCAGCAAUUUGAAAAUAUGAAGAUGGGUGAUGAUGACAAGUUUGUUGAUUUCUAUGCUAGGCUCAGUGUUGUUGUGAAUGGUUGUUUCAACUUAAGAGAUCCCAUAUCUCAACAUAGGAUAGUUAAGAAAGUACUCAGGUCUCUUCCUAUGAAAUAUCAUUCCAAGAAGAUAGCCAUUCAAGAGUCGAAGGACCUGAAUACCUACUAUCUACAAGAACUGAUUGGAAACUUAACUAUAUAUGAGAUGGAACUCCCUAAUGAAAUGAAGAGCAAAAGCAUAGCUCUUAAAGUGAAGAAAGAUAUUGAAGAUGAGUCAACAGAUGAAGAGGAUGUUGAUGAAGAUGAAAUUGAUCUUGUCACAAGGAAAUUCAGAAAAUUUCUCAAGGAUAGGAAAUCCAAAAGAAGUGAAUCAAGGUCUGACUCAAGCUCCAAGAAUACAAGAGUAAGAGAAAAGCCGGGUAAUAAGAUUUUAAGGUUUGAAAGAGCAUCUGAAAAAAGAACCAAUAAUGCUCCAAAGUGUUUUGCAUGUGAAGGUUUUGGUCACAUUGCAUCUAAGUGUGCAAAUACCUUGAAGAAGUCUAAGAAUAAACAGAAUAAAGCAAUGAAUGUUACUUGGAGUGACAGCGAUGAUGAUUCUGUGCUUGAAAGUGAUUCUAAAGUGGUGGCCUUGGUAGGAUUAACGACUACUGAUGAUGAGUAUGAAGUUGAAGAAUUUGAUCUUGAGGAAGUAAUGCAACAAUAUAUCAUGUUGUCUGAGGCUUCAAAAGAAUUGAAGAAAAGAAAUUUAGAGUUGAGUAAUGAAGUUGAGAACUUGAACACUGAUAUUAGUAGGACUGAAGCUGGAUUUCAAUCCCAAUUGGAGGCAGGUGAUGCAGUAAGAAAGUCUCUUGUGGAAGACUUUCAAUCCAUUCAACCAAAGUACCAAGAGAGAUGUGACAAAGUUGAGGAGCUUAAAACUGAAAAGGCUUGUCUGUAUAUGAGCUUGAGCAAAUGA
Rosa chinensis is the source of this 1302-nucleotide messenger RNA. RefSeq lists its product as uncharacterized. Gene Ontology annotation, molecular function: zinc ion binding; nucleic acid binding. The record is from RefSeq and is a predicted model, not a curated record. NCBI's taxonomy places the organism in Eukaryota, Viridiplantae, Streptophyta, Magnoliopsida, Rosales, Rosaceae. The transcript has 2 exons. Bases 1 to 1302 code for a protein of 433 amino acids.